This is a messenger RNA of Malassezia sympodialis ATCC 42132, 918 nucleotides long. RefSeq lists its product as uncharacterized. Bases 1 to 918 code for a protein of 305 amino acids. The transcript has 2 exons. Gene Ontology annotation, molecular function: cyclin-dependent protein serine/threonine kinase regulator activity. NCBI's taxonomy places the organism in Eukaryota, Fungi, Basidiomycota, Malasseziomycetes, Malasseziales, Malasseziaceae. Gene Ontology annotation, biological process: regulation of transcription by RNA polymerase II. The record is from RefSeq and is a predicted model, not a curated record.
AUGCAUGGCCCCAGGAAAGUAGGCCUCCACCUGCGAUGCAACGCUUCAGGCGCCCGCCUUCAUGGGGUGAUGGCGGCCAACUAUUGGGAGUCGUCCCAAUGUAAGCGCUGGCUCCUGCGGCAUGCGGACGUUGAGGCAGCUCGUGAAGAGGAUCGCAGGUAUGUUGAUCCGCUGGAGCUGGAGGGCAUUACAGUAUGGUGUAUCAAUAAUCCGAUUUUAGUGCUGGUGACAUGCAUGUACCUAGCGAGCAAAGUGGAAGAGGCGCCAGUGCGAAUCCGUGUUCUCUGCGCCGAGGCGAGCAGAAUGAUGCAGGAACUUGGCUACCAUGAGCUUCCGAAUCAUAUCCCAACCAUUGCAGAAAUGGAGUUCUACUUGCUCGAGGAGCUGGAUUUUGACCUACUGGUGUUUCACCCGUACGAUACCCUAAUGACACUCUGUGACGCAUGUGUGGGCUAUGUCAAGAUGGAUACCAACCAUCGUGACGAGAUGCAGGCAGCCUUGCGCCAGGCGAGCUGGUCCAUCGUCAACGACAUGUAUCGAUCUAGUCUACCCCUCGAACAGCCGCCGUAUGUGCUGGCCGUGGCGGCAUUGUAUUUGGCCCUGGUGGUCGUAUUGCCAAUGGCACAGGAGGUCCAAGCAUUAGUGCGCGAUAUGGCACCUGGAGGCGUUACAUUGCUCGAUUUUUUAGCGGGCAUGAAUGUGUCGUUGCCGAUCGUUGCCGAUACUGUGCAGGAUAUGUUGUCGCGCUACGAUUUGUGGCGCCAGUUGACACAUACCCCGCAUGGUGGACUCGAUAUGCUACAUGAUCAUGCGGCUAUGUUCCAGCGGCUUUAUCACAUGCGAAAGGCCUACUGCCAAACACUCGUCACACGAUCUGAGAUAGAAGACACAACCGACCGCGACCUGCGGACGUACUGA